Messenger RNA from Aspergillus mulundensis, 345 nucleotides. RefSeq names its product DASH complex subunit HSK3 family protein. Gene Ontology annotation, biological process: attachment of spindle microtubules to kinetochore. Gene Ontology annotation, cellular component: DASH complex. The coding region runs from base 1 to 345 and encodes 114 amino acids. The record is from RefSeq and is a predicted model, not a curated record. The transcript has a single exon. Lineage: Eukaryota; Fungi; Ascomycota; Eurotiomycetes; Eurotiales; Aspergillaceae.
AUGCCUCCAUCUCACCAAUACACACACUCGUACUCCAACUCGCAAUCGCAGUCUUACCCCGCCCGCUACUCGAUGGCACCCUCCGGCGGCGCUUCCACAAUGUCCCCCGCCAAAAGCCGGCAAUACGCUCAGUUGGAAUCGAAACUCGCCGAACUGAAUGCGAAUCUCGCAGCCACUAAGAGUCUUCUCGAGAUCACGGCCGUGCAAGCGAAUGAUAUGCGUUUCCUCGGAGGGUAUGUCGGUGCGCUGUUCAUGGGCGCUGCCAAUGUGCUCGGUGAGGAGGGGGUUAAGAAGGCCGGUCAGCAGCAGGCGGAGCAGGAGCAGCAAAUGGAAGAAGAGAGAUAG